UUUUUUGUGAUUUUUCCCAUUUCAUAUUUCUCGAUUAAUGAUCGAUUAAUCAAAAGGAAUAUCAGAGAACGUAAAUUAAAUUUUACGUUCUAUGUGAAAACGACGAAAUGAGUAACAAAACAAAAAUAAUUUUCUCUAAAUUUUAUAAACAAAGUGCUAGUUCUACAAAAUAAAACACCCGAGAAAGUCAUUUGUUCUGCGACGUAGUAUUGUUCUUAAUAAACUGGAACUUUAAAAAUACAGUCAAAGCCAGCGUGCAGAUAGUCGGAAUAUACAAUAAACUAAUCACAAUUAUAUAGAAACAAUAUUGAGAAAGAUUAAAUUCAUUAAAUCAUAUUGCGACCCAUGUGGAGGUGAAUUAAAGCAAACGAGUAUCCCUGGAAGUGACUAAGAAAAGUAUACACCCGUUUCUCGAAUAAAGGGUGGGAAAAUUGCACUCGGUUAGAUUUUAGUACAAGGGGCAGUUUAUUACACGCAUCGUUGGAAAAAGCUUCAAGAUGGUUGAACCCAUUUUCGACUAUCAAUUUCGUCUAAUUCUUAUUGGCGACAGUACGGUGGGCAAGAGUUCGCUCCUCAAAUUUUUUACAGAUGGCAAAUUUGCAGAGCUAUCGGACCCUACCGUAGGAGUGGAUUUUUUUGCCCGCUUAAUAGAAAUGAAGGAUGGUACGCAGAUAAAGCUCCAACUAUGGGAUACGGCUGGCCAGGAACGUUUUCGAUCAAUUACCAAAUCGUACUAUCGAAACUCUGUUGGAGUAUUGUUAGUAUAUGACAUCACUAACUAUGCUAGCUUUGAACAUAUUCCGCUUUGGAUGAUGGAGGCUCAACGUCACAUUGAACCACAUCGACCUGUUUUUGCGUUAGUUGGUUGCAAGCUAGAUCUUGUUAACGCAGGCGGCCGGCGUGAAGUAGGCACUGAUGAGGCACAGGCUUUUGCAAAGCAACAUGGCCUACAUUUUGUUGAGACUUCAGCCAGAAAUGGCGUUAACGUGGAAGAAGCCUUUCGUAUGGUGACACAGGAGGUGUAUGCACGAAUACGAUCAGGCGAAUACAAAGUCGAAGAUGGUUGGGAUGGUAUAAAAACUGGAUUUGCCAGACCAAAUAGUUUAGAUUUUAAUUUGGUUAUGGCAGAACCUGAAAAGUCAUCUUGUUGUUGAUGUGAUUGUAUUCGAUGGGCUUCUCCUGUUGGGGAAUGGUAUAAAUAUUACGUUUUCAAGAUUAUAGAAGACUUAAUUUUAUUUUAAA
Molecule: messenger RNA, 1242 nt
Organism: Rhagoletis pomonella (apple maggot)
Lineage: Eukaryota; Metazoa; Arthropoda; Insecta; Diptera; Tephritidae
Product: ras-related protein Rab-39B-like
Exons: 2
Coding region: 498-1154 (218 amino acids)
Biological process (GO): Rab protein signal transduction
Cellular component (GO): Golgi membrane
Molecular function (GO): GTPase activity; GTP binding
Source: RefSeq, a predicted model, not a curated record